Hibiscus syriacus is the source of this 2079-nucleotide messenger RNA. Its product is annotated as 9-cis-epoxycarotenoid dioxygenase NCED2, chloroplastic-like. Gene Ontology annotation, biological process: carotene catabolic process. Gene Ontology annotation, cellular component: chloroplast stroma. The transcript has a single exon. Lineage: Eukaryota; Viridiplantae; Streptophyta; Magnoliopsida; Malvales; Malvaceae. Bases 92 to 1870 code for a protein of 592 amino acids. The record is from RefSeq and is a predicted model, not a curated record. Gene Ontology annotation, molecular function: carotenoid dioxygenase activity.
CCCGCCCUUCUUUCCGUAUGUUUGCUUUCUUCUUCCUCACUCACUCACUCACCAUUAAAACACUUGUGAUUUCUCCGAUUUAAAACCAGCCAUGGCUUCUUCAACAAAUAUUUGGGCCAAACCCCAAUUUCCCCAUUCUCUUUCUUCCUCCUCUGCAAUUGUAGACUUGAGGUUCUCUCCAAGGCUAAAAUGGCAGCCCAAGAGGAACAAAGGCAUCAACAUUAUUCACUCAGCAUUGAACUCUCCUUCGGUUAUCUGUUUCCCGAAACAAAAAACGUACCCGAAUUACAAAGAAGAUGUAAGUCAUCAACAGCCGACGAAGUGGAACCUCCUGCAAAGAGCGGCGGCCAUGGCGCUCGACAUGGCGGAGAGCGCGUUGCUCUCACGUGAGCUUCAACACCCACUCCCUAAAACAUCCGACCCACGCGUUCAAAUCGCCGGAAACUUCUCUCCCGUCCCGGAACAGCCGGUGCAGCGUUCUCUCCCCGUCGAUGGCACCAUCCCUUCUUCUAUAAACGGAGUUUAUCUCCGGAACGGAGCUAAUCCUUUAUUCGAGCCGGUUGCUGGCCAUCACUUGUUUGACGGCGACGGGAUGGUUCACGCUGUUAGCAUCAACAAUGGCGACGCUAGUUACGCCUGUCGGUUCACCGAAACGCAAAGGCUUGUACAGGAGAAAGAAUUGGGCCGCCCUGUUUUCCCUAAAGCAAUCGGCGAGCUCCAUGGCCAUUCGGGGAUCGCAAGGCUUAUGCUGUUUUACGCUCGAGGACUCUUCGGCCUCAUCGAUCAUAAACAAGGCACCGGCGUGGCCAACGCUGGUUUAGUCUAUUUCAACGACCGAGUUCUGGCCAUGUCCGAGGAUGAUCUCCCUUACCACGUUCGCAUCACUUCCUCAGGUGAUUUGGAAACAGUUGGACGAUACGAUUUCGAUCAACAACUCAAAUCGACAAUGAUUGCUCAUCCCAAAAUCGACCCAGUUUCCAAGGAACUCUUCGCUUUGAGUUACGAUGUUGUCCAAAAACCGUACUUGAAGUACUUCAAUUUUUCGCCCGACGGUAAAAAGUCACCCGACGUCGAGAUUCCCUUACCGGUGCCGACCAUGAUGCAUGAUUUCGCCAUCACGGAGAAUUUCGUUGUGAUCCCAGACCAACAAGUUGUGUUCAAGCUGCAAGAGAUGAUCACCGGCGGAUCUCCGGUGAUUUACGAAAAGAACAAGAAGUCUCGGUUCGGGAUUCUUUCGAAAAACGCGAGCAAUGCUGACGAUAUCAUAUGGGUCGAAUCGGAAAAUACCUUUUGUUUUCAUCUAUGGAAUGCUUGGGAAGAACCGGAAUCCAAUGAAGUUGUGGUGAUCGGUUCUUGCAUGACACCACCAGACUCCAUUUUCAACGAAUGUGACGAGAGCUUAAAGAGUGUACUGUCCGAAAUCAGGCUGAAUUUAAAGACAGGUGAAUCCACGCGCCGUCCCAUAAUCUCGGAAUCCGAGCAAAUCAACCUGGAAGCCGGAAUGGUGAACCGGAACCACCUCGGAAGAAAGACACGGUAUGCUUAUCUCGCCAUUGCCGAACCGUGGCCGAAAGUGUCAGGGUUCGCCAAGGUCGAUCUUUUAACUGGGGAGGUAAAAAAACACAUUUACGGCAACAACAAAUACGGCGGGGAGCCAUAUUUUUUACCACGAGAUGACAAUUCUGAAUCAACCGAAGAUGACGGCUACAUUCUUUCCUUUGUUCACGACGAGAAGACAUGGACAUCGGAGCUUCGAAUCGUAAAUGCCAUGAAUUUACAGAUUGAAGCUUCCAUUAAAUUACCUUCCAGGGUCCCAUAUGGCUUUCAUGGAACGUUUAUCCAAGCUAAAGACUUAGUUAAUCAAGCUUAAUUAUAGGUAAAUUAAGUUUUAAAAAAAUAUUUUUACCGUACCGUAAUUUUUUAGACAGAUUUUUUUUUUGAGGAACUUGCUUGUAGCCUUUUAGCAUUUGUAAGCUCAGCUGGUUUUUCUUUAUUUCUUUCAUUUUUGUGUUCCUUUUCCAUUUCUACAUUGUAGAUGGUAAAAAUAUUUUUACAGUAAUUAAUUUUAUGGCUACAAAG